Molecule: messenger RNA, 1998 nt
Organism: Arachis stenosperma
Lineage: Eukaryota; Viridiplantae; Streptophyta; Magnoliopsida; Fabales; Fabaceae
Product: nuclear pore complex protein NUP50A-like
Exons: 2
Coding region: 388-1731 (447 amino acids)
Biological process (GO): intracellular transport
Cellular component (GO): cytoplasm; nuclear pore
Molecular function (GO): GTPase activator activity
Source: RefSeq, a predicted model, not a curated record
AAGUGUUUAUGUGUGUGUGUCUGGUCUGGACUAGGCUUCUUUCUUAACCCUUAAUUUUUUCUUCAAAGGAGGAAUAAAAAAAAAGGAUGGUGGUGCCAGCUGUGUGAGUGAUUGAUUAUAUUGGGUGCUGCGGCUAUAUCAUGUUCUUCCCUCUCUCUUUCACUUUUCCAUCUUCUUAGGGUUUCCAAAUACCGUUUCUCUCUGCAAUCAAUCAUCGCUUCCUCUCACUCUUCACAACCAUAUAACAGAUUUUCACUCAAUUCCCUGAAAUCCAAAGCUACCGACACAAUCGCCCACCAUCGUUUCUUGUUUUCCCUCCAUUUUUGUACCACGAGUUUGUAAAAUAAAAGUUCUUAAGUUAUAGUUCACUACUGAUACCUUGCUUCAAUGGGGGAUGCUGAGAAUGCCCUUCCACCUUCAAAGAAAAGGACCGCCGGAGUGCAGCUCACUAAAGAUACUCCUGUUGAUGAUGGGGAAGAUGUCCCUGAACAUGAGACUGGCACUUUCAAGAGAGCUAGUGAUGAGGUUCUGGCAACCCGAAGGAUAGUCAAAGUUCGUCGCCAACAGAACAAUUCUGCUCCUUCUUCAAACCCAUUUGCAGGGAUACGCUUGACAACUCCCACUGACUCCGGUGCUAAUCCUGUUGAACCAACUGCUGAAAAACAAUCAGCUGGUGAGAACAGUGGUGCAGAUGAUUCAAAUGGCAAUGAUGCUACGUCAAAGGAAUCUGAGAAAGCUAAGGAUGAAGAAACUAAGCAAUUGGAGAGUAAAACUGAUACAGUAGAGGACAAAUCUGCUGCAAAGAACGAUGCUGCAGAAGAAAGCAAUGCAGAUCAGGAGCAUGCUGCAGAAAAGGAGAGUACUGUUGAUAAAUCUGAGGCAGAUAAGGAACAUAGUGAAGAUGUCGACAAAAAUGAAGUUGCGGAGAAGAAGGAUGCUGCAAGUAAGGAGAUUGCUGCUGAAAGUAAUACUGGAAACGAGGAUAAGAAAGAUAGCACUGACAAUGGCGAUGAGAAAGUUGAGAGUGCAGAACCAAGUGCUGAAGGUGGCCAUCUGAAGUCAUUUCAACAGCUCUCAAGUAGCCGAAAUGCAUUCACAGGUCUUGCUGGAACUGGUUUCUCUUCUACUUCGUUUUCAUUUGGGUCUGCUUCAAGUGAAGGGUCAGGUUCUAUCUUUGGUACAAAAAAUGACAAGCCUUUUGGUCUGGGUUUAUCCACCAAUGGAAGUUCUGUUUUUGGGGUAUCCGCAUCCUCUGCUAUUUCCAAGAGCGAGGGAAGUGGUUUUGCAGCAUUGCAGGAGGUUGUGGUUGAAACCGGUGAAGAGAAUGAGAAAGUGGUUUUUAAUGCAGAUUCAGUGUUGUUUGAAUUUGUUGAUGGAAGUUGGAAGGAAAGAGGAAAGGGAGAACUGAAAGUUAAUGUUACAACUGGCGAAGAAAAAGCAAGACUUCUUAUGAGGUCUAGGGGAAAUUAUAGACUGAUUUUGAAUGCUCGUCUUUACCCAGAUAUGAAGCUCACAAAUAUGGAGAAGAAGGGUGUUACAUUUGCAUGCAUCAACAGUGCCACAGAAGGGAAAGUUGGUCUUUCAACAUUUGCCUUGAAGUUCAAGGACCCAUCCAUUGUGGAGGAGUUUAAAGCUGCUAUCACGGCACAUAAGGAUAAGGGUGGUGGUGCUGCAACAUCAACAACAGCUCUCAAGACCCCAGAAAAUUCUCCAAAGGCAUCUGAUGAUUGAGAAAAUUAUUGGUCCAGAAAGUGUCUCACACUUUUGUGCUAGAUGGAUGCUGCUUUACUAUGACAAGAAAAAUUUUCCAUUCAUAGUUCAUUUUGCCGUUGUGUGGCAGAGUCUACUAUCAUAUAUUUCUAAGUAGUUGUAUGUUAGUUUAAGUCAAGUCUCCAAGCGAUAAUGGAACUUAAUUUUGGAUAAAUCUCGGAUUUUUUUAGACUGUAUUACCCAAAUUCUCCAACACUAAAACGAUCAAUAUUGUUGCUAUUUCCUGAA